This is a messenger RNA of Rhagoletis zephyria (snowberry fruit fly), 954 nucleotides long. Lineage: Eukaryota; Metazoa; Arthropoda; Insecta; Diptera; Tephritidae. The record is from RefSeq and is a predicted model, not a curated record.
AUGUUAACUGCCCACAUGAUCAACCAGCAUGUUCGCUACCUGCGAAAGCAUCUUGAUAAACUGGGGCCAUCCUCAGCUCCGUUUGAUACUAGCAGGAUUACUCUGCUCUUUUUUGCCGUUUCUGGAUUAGACUUGCUCAAUCACCUUAAUGAUUUGUCCGAUGAAACAAAGAAAGAAAUUAUUGAAUGGAUUUAUUUGCAACAACUACAACCUUCAAGUGAAAGCAGUCCCACUCUAGAGGGUCAGUUUGGCUUUCGAGGAUCUCCGACCAAUGGAUCCAAGUCUUCUCAGGACUUUUGCAAUCUUGCAAUGACUUAUUGUGCCUUAUCAACUCUAAUCAUUCUUGGUGACGAUCUUAGUCGCGUUAAUCGUUCUGCUAUUAUUCGUGGGCUAAAAGAAUAUCAAAAGGAAGAUGGAAGAUUUAUUCAAGCGCUGAUUGAGGAAGAGAAUGAUCUUCGAAUUACUUAUUGCGCUGCGACCAUAUGCUAUAUCCUCGAUGACUGGUCAAGCGUCAAUAAGGAAACCAUGUUCCAGUUUAUCAAGAGUUGUCAGAAUUAUGAAAAUGGCUUUGGCCAAAGCCCUGGUACUGAAUCACAUGGUGGACCGACAUUCUGCGCUAUUGCUUCAUUGUUUUUGAUGGGAAAGCUGGACGAUUUAGAGGCUCACGAAAAGAAUGACAUUGUGAAGUGGUGUCUGUUUCGACAAAUCUCUGGUUUUCAGGGAAGACCUUACAAAGAUCCGGACACUUGUUAUUCCUUCUGGGUGGGCGCUUCGUGCGCUCUGCUAAAAGCGUUUCCCUUAAUUAACGACAAAGAAAACGUUGAGUUUCUUGACUCUGCUCAAGAGAUAAUGAUUGGAGGCUUCUGCAAAUAUCCAAAUACAUAUCCAGGUAAAAUAUUUUGCAUACUUUUAUGGGUAUCAGCGCUCUAUCUCUUCGUGUCUACAGUGAAGUAA